Molecule: messenger RNA, 1035 nt
Organism: Microthlaspi erraticum
Lineage: Eukaryota; Viridiplantae; Streptophyta; Magnoliopsida; Brassicales; Brassicaceae
Source: the annotation of a GenBank genome assembly
AUGGAGGAAGAACUCAAGAGCUUGGUUAAAGUAUGGGUUUGUACAAUAGUAUCCAUCUCAUACUGUUACUACUUACCACCAAAAAUCAAAGCUGGUGUUUUUCGAUUUCUCGCUGUAUUUCCUGUUUGUUCUAUGUUCCUUGUUCUUCCUAUGCUCUUCUCUAUUUCCAUUUUCUCUUCCUACACAGCGUUUCUCUUGUCAGCACUUUCCAACAUUAGGCUCCUCCUCUUUGCUUUCGAUCAAGGUCCUCUUGUCCCACUUCCCCCAAAUCUCUUCAAAUUCAUCUGCUUCACUUGCUUCCCCAUUCUGCUUCAACAAAACCCUAAAUCUCAAGAUCAUAUCCCUAAAUGGGUUUUCGCCGUUAAAGUUGCAAUCUUUGGAAUCCUCUUACAUAUUUUUAUCCAUAAACCAAAUAUGCCUCCCACUCUGCUAUUGGGUCUCCAUCUGCUUCAUGUUUACUUGUCACUUGAGCUUCUCCUAACGGUCCUCAAAGUUCUCUUCACCAUCAUUCUUAAGUGCGAGCUCAAGCCACAGUUCAACGAGCCAUACUUAGCCACCUCUCCUCAAAACUUCUGGGGUCGCCGUUGGAACCUCGUAGUCUCGGCUACUCUCCGGGCAGGCGUCUACACUCCUGUGAGGCGCGUCUGCAAUCGCCUGAUGAGCUCAGGCUGGGCUAGGUCCAUGGGUAUUUUCGCAGCGUUCCUAAUCUCCGGUCUAUUCCACGAGCUGACAUUCUUCUAUGUAACUCGCGAGACGCCUACAUGGGAGAUCACAUGGUUCUUUGUGUUACAUGGCCUUUGCACGGCGGCGGAAGUGGCUGUGAAGAGGACGAAGUUUCUGCGACUGUGGUGGCCGGAGAGACAAGCUGUAUCAUGGUUGCUUAUGAUGGGAUUUUUGGUAGCGACCGUUGUUUGGCUGAUUGUCCCUCCAUUUAUACGGUGCAACCCGAUAGAGAGAGGCGUCAGUGAAACCUUGUUGGUCAUUGAUUUCUUCAGACGCAAGUUUCUUUUCACUUUUUCGGUGAUAAUAACCUAA